CGACGGGGCACGCAUGCGCAGAGGCGCGAACCUGCUGACAGAUUCUCGAAGGCGGCGGCGGCGGCGGCCUUCGGCCCGGGGAAUGGGAAUCUCAGGGCCCUGACUGAGCACCGCCCCCGCCUCCCUGCCGAGACAUGGCUCAGGAGAAGAUGGAGCUGGACCUGGAGCUGCCCGCGGGCACGGGCGCGAGCCCGGCGGAGGGCGGUGGCCCUGGCGGUGGGGGCCUUCGGAGAUCUAACAGCGCCCCCCUGAUCCACGGCCUCAGCGACUCCUCGCCGGUUUUCCAGGCCGAGGCGCCCAGCGCCAGACGGAACAGCACAACGUUCCCGAGCCGCCACGGCCUGCUGCUCCCGGCCUCGCCGGUCCGCAUGCACAGCAGCCGCUUGCACCAGAUCAAACAGGAGGAGGGCAUGGACCUGAUCAACCGGGAGACGGUCCACGAGCGCGAGGUGCAGACCGCAAUGCAGAUAAGCCACUCCUGGGAGGAAAGUUUCAGCCUGAGUGACAACGACGUGGAGAAAUCCGCCUCUCCCAAGCGCAUCGAUUUCAUUCCGGUGUCUCCAGCACCGUCCCCCACCCGGGGAAUUGGGAAGCAGUGUUUUUCACCGUCCUUGCAAAGUUUUGUGAGUAGCAACGGAUUGCCUCCAAGCCCUAUUCCCAGCCCCACUACCCGGUUUACUACCCGGCGAAGCCAGAGUCCCAUCAACUGCAUCAGACCAAGUGUUCUUGGACCAUUGAAAAGAAAAUGUGAAAUGGAAACUGAUUAUCAGCCAAAGAGAUUUUUCCAGGGCAUCACCAACAUGCUGUCUUCUGACGUCGCACAGCUGUCAGACCCCGGCGUGUGCAUAGCCUCCGAUACCCUGGAUGGAAACAGCAGCAGUGCCGGAUCUUCCUGUAACUCACCAGCGAAAGUCAGCACUACCACCGACUCUCCUGUGUCGCCUGCCCAAGCAGCCUCCCCCUUUAUUCCAGUAGAUGAACUUUCGUCUAAGUAAUUCACUCGCCUUCAGCCCCCCUCCCCCAAUGGAGAGAGAGAAAGAGAGAGAGAGACAGAGAGACAGAGAGACAGAGAGAGACAGAAUCAAGUUAGAGCAAGCACUGAACUUUGUCGAUUAAGUUGAGGCUGUUUCCUAUUUGACUCUUUCCCCUUUUUUUGGAAGUUCCUGAAAUGUUAUUCUAGAGAAUUUCUAUGUCAGGUUCCUGCGGACGCCCUUGAAUUCAGUGUAGUAAUAUUUUCGGACUUUUUAUCAAUAAGUGUGUUGAAGCAUACAUUUUACGCUGCUAAUAUGUCUAAAUACAUAUGUUAUCCCUUGAUUUUUUAAAUAAUUGAGAGCUCUAUUUAUUUAUGGGAUUAUUAAGUUCUGAUGAAAAUAUAAAUGUUGAAUUUCAGUUUAGUAAACUGAUGUUUUAAAAUUUCAUAGUUCAUGGCACACUAAUUUUUAAUGUUUUUAGUGAUUACUGUUUUCCAUCUAUUGAAGACCUUACCUUCUUACAGCUUUAAAGAAAAAUGUUAGUCAUAUCAGGCCGUUGGUUGUCUAGUUAACCUAGGAGUCCUUGGAUAGUUAAUGCCCUAGGCACAAAAGUAGAUGGGAGGGGAAAUGCCAAAAAGAGAAAUAAUAACACUUUUCAGCAAAUAUUUUAAAAUUAAGUAUAUAAAAGUAAACAUUUAAGAAGGACAUUUUCUAACGAAAUUUUAAUAGUGAAGUCACACCAAUAUAACUUUAGAAAUGAAAAGUUUCUUUUGAAAACAUUUUUUACCAGAAAAUACAUUCUCUUGGGUAUAAUCCUCAAAGUUCAAUGGGACCCUGCCUUGUUGUCUUAGCUCACUGUAGAAAGCGAAGGCAAGGCUCUUGCUACCAUGUCAUGCUUAACGUUUGUGAAAUAUAUAAGUUUGGGAAGCUCUAUUGAGUGUUGGGAGAACACCCAGACAGACGAUAUUCUCUCAAUCAUUGAUAGACUUUACUAUCCAGUCAUGUCUUGAUUCUUAAAAUUCUUGCCAAUGAGAAGCCAGAGCAGCAUUUGGCUGCUUUUCUGCUCUGCCCAUCUGUCACCUUUUCCCUUGCUCAGAAGGAAGCAGCUGUUUCCUUGGCUACAGGUACUUCCUACUCCCCACCAAGCUAGGACAUAGACCAAGGUACCUCCGACAGUAUGAUGCAUCUCUAUGGUUGGAGCUACAUUAGCAACAGUGAAAAUGUUACUUGAAGGCCGAUGGGGUACCAGAGAUCAGUGGAGAGUCGCAAUGUAAAUCAUCACUUAGGUUUUCGUAAAGGUGCAGUUAUGGAGUGCUUUUCCUUUGCAAUUAAGAUAAAUCGUAAGUGGUUUUUAUAUUGUACUUUAUAAUACUUCAUCUAUCCUAGAUAGACAAGGCAAGCAGACACAUGAAAUGAAUAACAGAUCAACAGGAAAAGGUUAAAAAAUAAUACUUUAAGAGAGAGACCAUGACAAAAAUUCCUACUUUUUAAAGUUAUUGCCUACAGAUUUUAAGAAUUAUAUGGAAUUUUUACAACUAUGAGAAUAAAUGGAACUGGUCAACUCUUGACAGUUGCAUCAAGUUUCAGUGAAAUAACAUCAAGGGCAAGUUUGUGUCUGUAUGUGUAACAUUUCUGGGUAAUAGUGUAUUUUGCUGACACCCUAAUUGUUCCUCAGCUUAAACUUAUAAUAUAUCCAGUUUCCUGUGGGGUGCUUGACCUUCUUAUAGAGGAACUUUAAUAACUUCAAAACAAGACUCACCGCCACAUUUAAUGUGUUCUUGCAGGUUGAUGUCAUCGAUGCCUCAUUUCCUAAACUGGAUGCCAUGUGACAUCUGACUUCUUCCUGUCAAUACAGCGUAACCACCAAGUUCUGUCAGUUUCUUCUCAAGUGUGUCUCAUGUUCUAUUCCAGCUCCCCUGGUCACCUGCCUUCCUGUGUCUCACCUACCUUAUAGCUUGGUCUUCACACUGUCUCCUGAAUAAUCUUACUAUAUUAUAAACUCGAUUUUUUUCACCUUCAUGCUCAAAACCUAUAUUGUUUCUGUUCUUAUAAUUUAGGUAGUUCUGUAUAGUUUCUGACUGUAGUAACCUGUACUGGUGUGGCUGUUCCCUAAAGGAGCUCCAGUCCUCUCGUCUCAGAACUCACCUCCCUCCUGCUGCUGCAGAGACUAGACUACUUGGUAAUCCCUAAAUAGACUACAUAUUCUUGCAUAUUUGCACUUUUAAAAUGGGUGUGUUUGUAUAUGUUUGUACAUGUGUGCUGCACACACACUACGGUCAGAGGACAAUGUGUAGAGUUCAUUCCUUUCAUCAUGUGUAUUCUGAGAGUCAAACUCAAGUCACCAGGGGUGUCAGUAAGUUGGCGUGUCUUGUUUAUUGGUUGGUUCCUCUUUCUCCCCCAGUGAUAUUCCAGCAAAUGCCUUUUAAGUGUGUGUGUGUGUGUGUGUGUGUGUGUGUGUAUACAUGCAUUGUGCACCUGCAUACACACACACAUGAAGUCAGAAAGCAGUUUGUGUGAACUGAUUCUCUCCUUUCACAGUGUCGGUUCCACUUGGCAGCAGAAGCCUAAAGUUACCCACUGACCCAUCUUGAACCAGCCCUCCUCCACUUUUUAGUUCCACAUGAACUUUGACUGAAAACUGUGUAUAUAGAUUAUAAAAUACUUAAGUAAUGUAUACAUGUAUAUAGUUAAAAAUCUGCCAUUUACUAUGUAAACUUCAUUAUCUCUUCCUGCAGGUAACAUCUGCUGACAGUUUGGUGUGCACUCUGCAAGCUGUGAUGCUCUGCAUUUCCCUGCGUAUAUAUGUGCGUGUAGAUGCAGGGCAUCAAUAUGCGUUGGUAGUUCUCUCCAUUUCUUUCACUCUAUCUUUAAUCACUCACCAGGUCUUACUGAUUUUAUCUCCUGGAAUCUAACUCCCGGUUUCAAUCUCUGCUGCCAGCAAGAUCCAGGCUAUUGUAUCCUUCUUGGGCUUCUCUCCCAGUGGUACUCAGCAUCCUUGCUCCUGUCUGCUGUCUGUUCAUUUGCUCAGCGUUACCCUUUUAAUAUUGCUUGUUUCUUAUUUUUAUGAGUGUACAAAAUGCAUCGGUUCUGGCUCGGGGCUCUGAAGGAUUGGCCCUUGCCUCUUCCUUGUUUUUGUUUGUUUGUUUUGUUUUUGUUCCACCCCUGCUAGUUAGCUAUCCUCUUUUAAACAAUUAUUUAUAUGUAUAUGGGUGUUUGCCUGCGUGUAUAUCUGUGCACCUUGUGUAUGCCUGGCGCCCACGGAAACCAGAAUAGAGCCUCAGAUCUGAUCUGCGAUAACUGGGGUUACAGACGGUUGUGAGCUUUCAUGUGAGUGCUGGGAAUUGAACUCGGGUCCUCUGGAAGAGCAACCAGUGCUCUUAACCUUUGAGCUCUCCAGCCCUCACUUUCUGCUUUUUAAAUGCCUGAUAUUCACUCUUACUGCUUCCUUUCGCCAGGUCAUUUUCCUACAAUGUAUGAAAGCCUUUAUUUUCCUAAACUGCUGCUUUUCUGUAGGUGGUAAAUCUUAAGUAAGCUAAGACUCAGCAUUUGUAUGAGUAAUUUACAUCACCAUAGCAACUUUAACCAUUCCUCCUUAGCUCACAUGGACAUUUGCUUCCAAAAACACAUUUUUAAGAUAUUAGUGUCGCCAAUUCAUUAACUUUGACCUAAAGCAAUUAACAGCACUUAGUUAAAGGGCCAUUUUGUCAUAUCUAAUAAACUUCUGCAGUGUAUUUUCUUUCCUUGUGGGUGUUUAAAAUGUAUAUUGUGAAUGAACGAAAUCACAAAUGGUUACCAAACCCGAGGGUGGCUGGAUGCUGGGACUUUUAAGCAUACUUAAAAGUGCAUGCUUUCCAGAAGGACCUGGGUCAGAUUGCCUUCCAGCGGGUCACAUUGAUUCAACCCAUUACACAGCCUACCUACCUCAAGAGACCACUCGAGAUAGUUGGUAGGAAAGCAGGUAGUCUGAACUUAGUGAAAGGCUGAAAUUUUCCCCCUGUAUUUUUUUGUGAGGGGUGGGGGGAAAUUGGUAGACAAUUAGAGAGAGGAAGUUGCUAUAAGACGAGGCAGGGAAGACAAUGUAAACUACAAUCCUAAGUGGGUAUCAGAAAAUAAAAGACUUGCCCUUGGAAAGCAGAACUAGAAACCUGGUUUUCUUCUUCAACCCGAAUGAAAAUGUUGGCAAAGACACUGCAGCUGUUGGCUUGCUUUUGCAGUGGUUUGGGGCUCAGAGGUGUGGAGGAAGACUACACUUAUGUAUGCUCCGUAGUGAAUGAGCUUCGCAUCUGCUUCCUUCAUCUAGUUAAUGAGGAGCAUAGGCUAUUUGAGGGCAGGGUCAGAAGUGAAUUAAAUGAUUAAUGGCCUGAGAAUGUGUAAAGGAGAGGCUUAAGAAUGAAUAGAGGGCUAGCCCGGCCACAUUGGAUUCUAUUUGCACCCGCACAAAGAGGUGAGCUGCACUGACUAGGCUUGGGAGUCAGCUAAGUAGGCACUAGUUAAUGUGAGCUGUGGCACAGUUGUUCCUGGGAAAGUGCAGUUGAGUUAGGGAUGGUCAGAGGACUAGUGGGAAGUGGUGCCCCACCUAUUCAUGAUCUAACCUUAUAACCUGUCACACCAAUGAAUAUGGAGAACCUGGUCUCAUUGUGGCACUUUUAACUAUAAUUUUUCACAGUUGAUCUUAUUUAGCUAGAAGAACAGCCCAAGAAGCAAGCUUCCACCUGAACUCCACUUACUUGGUAGACAUUUGUAUCAUACUACCCCUAAGAACCAAGACACAAUUUGUUGACAUUUAAGUAUUUUUUUCUGAAAAAUUAAAAUAAUCUUUAUAUAAAAUGUAAUGAAGUGCUUUCUGUGUAUCCAGCAUUUUUAGGGGCUAGUUUUCAAUGUAAUAAUUUUACCGUGUACUGAGAUGAUCUUAACCCUUGUUUUUUGAAUGAGGAAAUAGGGGUAGAGUGGUGAGGACACUUGCCUGGGAGUCCGAAGCUGGAAGCUUCGCUGCUGGUUGCAGUGGUUAUGAGCGGACUGGAGAGCCAGGCUGCUGUGGUUCAGGGAUCAGUGGAUGCAAGGACCUAGCAACAGUACAGAACAGUGAGGGACAUUGCGCUGACAGCUGUCAUCGUUUGCUUCUGAGCAGUUCUUUCCUUCUGUGACCUCCCCUGGAUUUGGGUCCAGCUCACUGGAAGUGCAGGGCAAGUCUUAUUUCUCCUUUUUAGCUCUAGUUGUCAUCCUUCCUCUAUGAAUCCAGAGCGCUGAUCCUUCUCUCAUGGCUACUGCUUGCUCCAGGUUUUAGAGACAUUGGAUACUUUCUUCAGUGAAAUAAGGCUGUCAGAUGACAGUUCUCUCAAGACCCUUUGCCUUACCAGAGUCAUCUAGUAACAAAUUUUUGUUGACAGUAAUAAAAAUGAGCAUCAGUAUUGUAUAUUGUUUAUAUCUGGAAUAUCUCCAUACAGCAUUCAGUGUGGACUCAGGCACCAUUUUCACUAAACACCCCACCCCCCCCACACACACAUACACCACACUGUUUAACCCUUAUGAUAACCCUCUGAGGCAGAUAGUAUGAAUUUACUAUGACUAAUAUGAAAAAUCAAAUUUGUCUUUUAAAAUGCCAUUUUUAAUUUUUCCCUUUUGAAUUUAGUUCCUUUUUGUUUUUUCUUGGUUAUUUAUUUUAUUCGAGAAGACCGUUUCCCAGCUAGUUAACGCACUUGCUAAUUGUAUGAGUGUUACCAUUCUGUUUUUAAAUCAAAUGACAUAUUUAUUUUGGUAUAAUUGUGUUCCAGGAAAUGAUCAGGAAGAUUAUUGUCUUUCAUCAGAGGUGAAAUACUGACAUGUGUAUAAGGAAAUCAUUCCAAAGCUUCAUAUUUAAAACUGAUUUGAAACCAUAAGAGAUACUCAAACCCUCCCUCUUUUAUUGUUUUAUCUAAAUAAAUAUAAGAUUUGUUAUCCUGUUGAA
Molecule: messenger RNA, 6915 nt
Organism: Myodes glareolus (Bank vole)
Lineage: Eukaryota; Metazoa; Chordata; Mammalia; Rodentia; Cricetidae
Gene: Pabir1
Product: PP2A Aalpha (PPP2R1A) and B55A (PPP2R2A) interacting phosphatase regulator 1
Molecular function (GO): protein serine/threonine phosphatase inhibitor activity
Source: RefSeq, a predicted model, not a curated record